Molecule: messenger RNA, 1044 nt
Organism: Aspergillus oryzae RIB40
Lineage: Eukaryota; Fungi; Ascomycota; Eurotiomycetes; Eurotiales; Aspergillaceae
Exons: 1
Coding region: 1-1044 (347 amino acids)
Source: RefSeq, a predicted model, not a curated record
AUGGAGAAAUUCAUAUCCCUUGCCACCGACCCUGACUUUCAACCCUUCCAAUGGAGCUGGCCGGGCAACCAUCAGCCAAUGCAUGCCGCCAUGAUCAUGCUCAUCGAUCUUUACGAACGGCCUUAUAGCCCUGAGGCGCCUAAGUCGAGGGCAUUUAUCGACAAGAUCUUCUCACUCACCGGACCAGAUGGUGGUGUUGUCGGCGGCGAGGACGGCAUCUCAGCCCAACGGCCGCUGAAAGAUGGCGGCCGCGAGGCAUGGGAUAUGAUUCGCAGACUACGCCAGAAAGCCUGGCAGAAAGCUGGUCUGGAUCCACAUAAGCUAUGGACCGAGCAAGCACAGAUUCAAGCCGGUGCAGCAUCAGGGCCUGACGAAUACCCCUGUGCCUCCAAUCCCUAUUAUGCCAAUAGCGGCUCUAUAGCCCCGACUCCAUCAAUUUCAACAAUGACAUCGCGACAGCAACUCGCAGACUUCUCAAAGAUGUUCUACAACAUGACACGCUCGCACAUGCUCCCCAACCCCGUCUCCACUCUACGACCCAGUCCCCUUCGAUACCAACUACCCCAAACCUCUGCCCCAACCUCCGUCCCAGACACUCCCCCAAAUCUACCGACUCCCCAGAUCCUCCAAUCACCCGCAGCCAAGGCGACUGCGACGGUCGAAACUCCUCCCCCUGCUUCCACCAUCCCUUCUCCUGACCGCAUCCCACCACUGAGCACCGCCAUCCCUUUCACCUCAACCCCACCCCCUCCCUUAUCCUUCAUGGACCUGGCUUCACCUAGCGCACAUUCCAUGGCCGCCGGCCCAACGCCUCCCUCCAUGAUGGACCCGAACCUGAACUUUGACUGGGACCAAUGGGACGCGGUCUUCGGCCAGCACCUCCCCGUCGCUGACGAGCUCAUGGAACUGGAUCCCGUGGCUGGAUUCGAGUUUGGGGAUCUUGGCGGGGGCAUGGUUGGUGGCGGUAGUCGAAGUGGUAGUUUGGGGGGAAGUGAAACGGGUCUGGGGAGUAUUCCUGGCCCCGAUUGGGUUGGAUACUGUUGA